UAUCACUGCCUGCGCAAGGUGCGCGCUUGGGCUUGACUUUCGUUUUAAGAUCUAACGUCUCGGCAAAUAGACUGAGCGAAAAGAACAGUAGUCUGUGAACUAAUAUGCUGUUUCAAAUAUAUAAUGCAGCUGCUGUAGCAGCUUCCCGAGGUUUUAGGCUUUCACUGUUCAUGUCGCGUAUGCAAAGCACACUGAGUAAAGGAACGGGGAUCACGAUCACACCGUGCCUAUUGUGCCCUCGGGUGAGCGCCCUCAGCAGCCUGGUCAGAGGAGCAACGGGAGCGCGCAGUGGCGUUACUGUUACUCGUCGCUUGAAGAGUAGCCAAACUUUUGUAAACAGAGGCGAAAGAGUGGGUACUAAUAAGAAGACGAGUCAUCGACUUUUGGGAGGUGUUCUGGGGACGGCAUUUGGGUGCACAGCGGCCCUGCACUCCGCAGAGGCACUCGGGAUGGCGGGCAAAAGCAUCGAUCUGACUUCUCGGGCCACCGAUUGGAAGGAGGCAAAAAGAGCUUUGGAGAGCCUCACUUCCUCAGAGAGGAGAAAGUUUUAUCACACUCAAGAUUUUGUACCUUUGGAAAAGAUUAGCCCCUGGAUACCCCCAAAUGAAAGAGAGCCUGUAGACAGAAGGAUUUCCCUCUUCCGUGGUGACAUCACCAGACUGGAGUUAGAUGCUAUAGUAAAUGCAGCUAACUCAUCAUUAAUGGGAGGAGGAGGAGUGGACGGUUGUAUCCACCGUGCCGCAGGCCCUCUCUUGAAGAAGGAAUGUGCUACUCUGGGAGGCUGUGAGACUGGCAAAGCAAAAAUGACAAGUGGAUACAGGCUGCCAGCAAAAAAUGUGAUCCAUACAGUAGGGCCAAUUGUUCAUGGUCAGCCUGGUGAGCAACAGAAAAGCUCCCUCCGCAGUUGUUACUGGACCAGCCUUGAUCUUGCUGCAAGGCAUGAACUGAAGACCCUGGCCUUCCCAUGCAUUUCCACUGGGAUCUAUGGUUACCCUCCUGAUGAGGCAGCAGACAUUGCUAUCCGGACAGUGAAAGAUUACCUGACAGAAUAUCCAGAUAAGUUCGAGAAGGUGGUGUUUUGUGUCUUCCUCAAGUCCGACGAGACCCUGUAUCAGUGCAAGUUAAAGCAAUUCUUAACAGAUCAACCUUGUGAUCCACAGUCCAACAGCAAGCUCUGAGGAAGCUCCAGUGGAAAGAUCUACUGCCAAAUAAGAUGUUUUUGGUGUGUUGUUGUGCUGAUAUCAUGAUCUACAUGCUGUUAUUGAUUGAUUGAUGUUAGUUACCAGAAUAAAGAUUCCUAUAGAUUUUGCAUCAUUUCUGCCCUAAACACAUUUUUAAAUGUUAAUUUUCCUUGAGUACAUUGAAGGAUGAAUGCAACACACAGCACAGGCAAACCAGCAGUUAGCAUCUUAAAUGGAAAUGCGUGACACAUAACCCAUUGGGGAAAAAUCCCUCACUUUUUUCUUUGUUUAGCUUUGUUCUCUACCGUCUACAAGAGCCUUGCCUGAAAAAUGAAGUACAUUUUAUAUUGUUUAACCACAGCUGCUCUUUCCUUUGCUGUGUCUUUUAAUUUAUUUUCUGUCCCACAACAAGCAAAGACAGACAUAUUAAAUCCUUCAUUAUACUACGCUGUGAAACUGCUUCCCCUAGAGAGGCAAGGGCAGCACACGUCUACUUCCAAUACAUCCCCUUCACCAGUUUUUCAUUGGCUUUUGAUCAACUGAUGAAAUUGUGCUAAUUGAAAGUCUUUGAGUGCAGGCAUGUGGAAAAAAGAAUCUCAUUCUGAUUUUGUUUAUUCUGAGGCAAUAAGAUUAAAAAAAAGUGAUUAAAAAGAGGUUAAUUUUCA
Molecule: messenger RNA, 1846 nt
Organism: Erpetoichthys calabaricus (reedfish)
Lineage: Eukaryota; Metazoa; Chordata; Cladistia; Polypteriformes; Polypteridae
Gene: macrod1
Product: mono-ADP ribosylhydrolase 1
Exons: 10
Coding region: 105-1178 (357 amino acids)
Biological process (GO): DNA damage response; purine nucleoside metabolic process; peptidyl-glutamate ADP-deribosylation
Cellular component (GO): nucleoplasm
Molecular function (GO): ADP-ribosylglutamate-[protein] hydrolase activity
Source: RefSeq, a predicted model, not a curated record